Messenger RNA from Baudoinia panamericana UAMH 10762, 1800 nucleotides. RefSeq lists its product as uncharacterized. The record is from RefSeq and is a predicted model, not a curated record. Gene Ontology annotation, molecular function: iron ion binding; heme binding; oxidoreductase activity, acting on paired donors, with incorporation or reduction of molecular oxygen. The coding region runs from base 303 to 1784 and encodes 493 amino acids. The transcript is spliced from 2 exons. NCBI's taxonomy places the organism in Eukaryota, Fungi, Ascomycota, Dothideomycetes, Mycosphaerellales, Teratosphaeriaceae.
UAUCGCUGCUCCUUCGAGCCGUCCUCUUGCUCGUGUGCCUGACAACUUGAAGCUUAAAAUGAGCCGCACGGUGAUGUGGCGUCCGCGUGGUUCGGGCAAUUGCCGACUGACAGUUGCCGCCUGUAAGGCACGCCACGAGGCGACAAGGCCGGUACAGGUACGUACAUGUACCCAAGUACAACCUGGGUACGAAGAGCAUUCGGACAGAUGCGAACAGUCGCAAACGAACGGUAAGGCAACAGUAUUGCAAGCGUACAGUGACAGCAACCGGCCCUUCACCUUUGCCGUCGUUCAGACUCGCCAUGGCACAGAUCGCUGUAUCCCAUAUCUUAUCACCACUCCUCCCUGCCAGUCUAGGCGGCUUCCUACUUGUGAUCAUAAUCUUACUGCUUAUUUACCAACUCGCGAUCUACAUAUAUAACCUCUUCCUCCACCCUCUCCACAAAUUCCCAGGUCCCAAGCUCGCAGCAGCCAGCUGCCUGCCCAAGAUCACCAGAAACCUCCAAGGCAACCUCAUCUUCUGGACCGUCGACCUGCAUUCAAAGUACGGCGAAGUCGUCCGCAUCAGCCCCAACGAGCUCUCCUUCAACGGCGCAGAUGCCUUCAAAGACAUCCACGGCCACAAAAAGGCCGGCGAGUCCACCCUCGCCAAAGACCCAGCCUUCUACCUCGCGCCUGGUCCUCGGGACCCAAGCAUCAUCAACGCCAAUUUCGAGGGCCAUGCGCGACAACGGCGUAUCUUUGCCAACGCUUUCUCGGACCGGGCACUGAAGCUGCAGGAGCCGCUUUUCUUGACGUACGUGGACAAGCUCGUUGCGAAGCUACAGCAGCGCAUCACGGCCAAUCCAGACGAGAAGAUCGACAUGGUCAAGAUGUACAACUUCACGACCUUCGACAUCAUGGGCGACCUAACCUUCGGCGAACCGCUGGACAUGCUCGAGAACACAGACUAUCACCCUUGGGUCUCCGCCAUCUUCGCCCAGGUUCGGUACGGCACGAUCCUGCACAGUAUUCGCCACUACCACCCCGCGCUGGAGAAAUGGCUAUUGAAAUUAGUACCCAACCGGGUUCGUGAACAAGGGAAGAUGCAUCACGCCUUCUCCCAUGCGCGUGUUGACCGCCGGCUGGAGAAGAAGGACAGCAGGCCUGACAUCUGGGGCUUGGUGUUGGAGAGGGAGGGUCAUGAUGGCGGCUUAAGUAGGGAGGAGAUGUACGCUAACUCGAGUAUCUUUAUGACUGCAGGGACAGAGACGACGGCUACUCUGCUGAGUGGAUUGACAUAUUAUCUGCUAAUGAAUCCGGACAAGCUGGCCAGGCUGUUGGCUGAGAUCCGCUCCGAGUUCGCGAACGAAGAAGAGAUCACCAUCGAGCGUCUGCAAGGGCUGAAGUAUCUCAAUGCGUGUGUUGAGGAAGGACUGCGGAUGUUCCCGCCUGUGCCGAAUGGAUUGCCAAGGGUUGUGCCACCUGGAGGUGCAGUGAUUGACGGACAUCACAUACCAGCCGGAGUAAGUGACAGUGGAGAGCUUGUUUCAUGCUUGAGUUCGCUUACACUGAAGCCAGAGCCAAAUCUAUGUCACCCACCUCGCCGCUUACCGCACCCCCAACAACUUCCGCGAGCCUUGUUCUUUCAUUCCCGAGCGAUGGCUGCCAGAGUCCACCGACUUCGACAACGACAAGAAACACGCAUUGCAGCCUUUCUCGGUCGGCCCAAGAGCAUGUCUCGGGAAGAACAUGGCAUAUCACGAAAUCCGCAUCAUACUGUCCAAAGUACUUUGGCACUUUGAUCUGGAGCUUUGUGAG